This is a messenger RNA of Drosophila obscura, 1769 nucleotides long. Its product is annotated as prolyl 4-hydroxylase subunit alpha-1-like. Gene Ontology annotation, biological process: peptidyl-proline hydroxylation to 4-hydroxy-L-proline. Gene Ontology annotation, cellular component: endoplasmic reticulum. Bases 15 to 1598 code for a protein of 527 amino acids. NCBI's taxonomy places the organism in Eukaryota, Metazoa, Arthropoda, Insecta, Diptera, Drosophilidae. Gene Ontology annotation, molecular function: iron ion binding; L-ascorbic acid binding; protein binding. The record is from RefSeq and is a predicted model, not a curated record. The transcript has 8 exons.
AACAAACGUUUAGUAUGCACGAACUUUUGAAAAUGAGAAGAGUAAAGUGCUUCUUGUGCCUGAUCUUCCUCUGGUUUCCUAGUGUGACUUUAGAGAAUCUAGACAAGAACUAUGCCAUGUCCAUAUACGAUUUGGGGGAGCUGCUGAACUACAAUCAAGUGCUGGUCAACCACCUUGAGGAUUACGCGGAUAAGUUGCAGCAGAGGGUGGAUCUGAUCUCCUUUGGACCCUGCAGCUUUGUUGAGAUCACGAAAGAGAAGAUGACACAAGCCAAAGGGAUAGAUUCCGACCCUCUGUCCAGUUUUCCCCUCCUCCGACACAUGCAAUAUGAUUGGCCCAACAUUCUGUGGCAUCUAGAGCAGCGGCUGGGAGAAGCUCAAGCUACGAUUAUUAGCCUUUUACACUCCGGAUUGCCGACUGCCAAGGAUUUGGACGAAACCCUCAAUGGGUUGUACCGCAUUCAGAUGAUUUACAAUCUGAAUGGCUCUGCUAUGUCCAGGGGACUCCUCAUGGGAGUUCAGCACAAUUACUCCCUCACCCCCUUUGAGGGCUAUACCAUCGCCAAGUAUCUGGCGGAAGGAGGGGACUAUGGCGGGGCAAAAGAUUGGAUCUCUGUAGCCUUGGAUCUAUACCUGGCGGAUGGGGGGAACUGGGAUUUGUAUGAACAGCAGGGACUCUCUUCGGACAGCCUUUAUGAGCUGUACGUUGAGGUGUUAGAUAACUUGAGUGAGGACAAGGAAGUGCCUCUAGCCAUGAUGACGGAAGCCAUAAAGAGGUAUCCCGAGAAUCACAAGUUGGAACGAGCUCUCACUAGGCUGGAAAUGAGCAAUCGUAUUGGGGAAGAGCAGGAAACACAGAAACAGGAGGCGGACGACCUGAGUACCUACUUUCGAUGCUGUUCCAGAGAGUGCCGCCGAGGAUCGCGACUGUACUGCCUCUACAAUACCACAGCCAGGGCCUUCCUCCGCCUGGCGCCCUUGAAAAUGGAGCUGCUGUCCCUCGAGCCCUAUGUGGUGCUCUACCAUGACGUGCUCUCCGACAGGGAAAUGUUUGUACUAAAGUCGCUGGCAAAGAACGAUUUGGUUCGAGCUGUAACCUACAAUGAGACGGAAAAGAAGCAUUCAGAAGAUAGCCACCGCACCACUAAAGCUGGUUGGCUGAACCCUAGACACAAGAUAAUACGCAGGAUGGGAAUAUUGACAGAGGACAUGACCAACUUGGAUCUCGAAGGAUCGGAGGAGUUUCAGGUUCUCAACUACGGCAUUGGCGGCCACUAUGCCCCCCACGUGGACUACUUUGAGGUCUCCGAUCCUUACCUCCCCGACCGCAUUGCCACACUCCUGUUUUAUCUGAGUGAUGUGCCUCUGGGGGGCGCUACAUUUUUUCCCAUGAUCGACCUGUCGGUGAUUCCUAAGAAGGGAACAGUCUUGAUGUGGUACAACCUGGAUCAUAGAGGGCAGGGCAUGGAAACGACAUUUCAUUCGGCUUGCCCAGUCGUCGUCGGCUCCAGAUGGGUUAUGACCAAGUGGAUAAAUCAGCCUCCCCAACUUUUUCGACGACCCUGCCUAAGGGAGCACACUGAAAAAAAAGUAGCAUAGUAAAAAGAUGCACUCCCAUAUUUGAAUUAUGUAAACACGAGUUCUUAAAUGCAAAUAUUAAUAUUAUUUUUUAAUUAAUCAUCAUAAUCUUGCGUUGAUACUGAAAUGGAUGAUUAAAUACGAAUUGCUUAGGCAGCAACAAAAUAAAUACCAUUUAUACUGUCAUCUGUA